Monoraphidium neglectum is the source of this 897-nucleotide messenger RNA. RefSeq lists its product as hypothetical. The transcript is spliced from 8 exons. Bases 1 to 897 code for a protein of 298 amino acids. The record is from RefSeq and is a predicted model, not a curated record. NCBI's taxonomy places the organism in Eukaryota, Viridiplantae, Chlorophyta, Chlorophyceae, Sphaeropleales, Selenastraceae. Gene Ontology annotation, biological process: tRNA 5'-leader removal. Gene Ontology annotation, molecular function: protein binding; ribonuclease P activity.
AUGCACCUCGCUCGCCUGGCAGCCAUCCAGGGCCCGCCAGGGCUGGCGGGGCCGGCGCGCGGCCCAUGCGGCCCGCUCGGCCGCAUGCGCUGCUUCAGCUUGGGCCGGCUGCGCGCGGCGGCCCGCCCCGGCGACGCUGAUCUGGCGCUCAGCCACGCGCGCGCCGUGGUCAAGCUAGAGGCGGCGGCGGCAGCCGCCUUUGCAGCGGAGGUCGCUGCCGGCGGCGGCGGCAGCGGCGGUGGGGGCAGCGGCGGUGGGGGCGGCAGCGGUGGCGGCAAGAAGCCGCGGCGCUACAUACAGGUCAGGAUCCGCAACUACCAGCCUGCGCUGGUGGCGCUCGCGCUGGCGGCGCGGCGCGGGGACGCGCUGGCUGUCGCGGACGAGCUGGUUGAGCUGGGAGAGGGGCGCAGCCACCUGGACAUGGGGGAGCCCGAGUACGCGCUCAUCCUGGAGGCGGUCAUGCGCGCACAGCUGCCGGACAGCUACGACGCAGCCGCCAAGGUGAUGCUGUGGAUGCAGAACGACCUCAUGGAGCUGCGAGAAGCUACCCUGCAGCUGCUCGCCCGCAUGUUCACCCAGCACCCCUUCUGCCGCCCCUUCGCCGCGGCCGCGCGGCUGGCGGCGGGGGCGGAGGGUUCCGGCAGCGGCGGCGGCGGUGGCGGCAGCGGCGGCAGCGGCGGCGGCGGGGCCACGUGGGUCGCGCAGCGGGUGAAGAUUGAUGCGUCCGGCAUGGUCCCGGGGCUAGGCGAGCGGCUGCGGCUGGUGCUGCUGCAGCCGCGUGAGUGGGACGACCUCCAGAGGAUGGUGACGUCCAUUGCACAAGCUCAGCAGAUGCGCGACAAGGCGUUUGGGCAGUUUAUGGUGUGGCUCUCCAGGCACGGGCCCUUCCAGGUAUAA